ACUAUUUAAGCAGUGAUCAGCAGUCUGUGCGUUCCAUUAUACUGAGAGGUAAUGCACGCAGAUUUGUAACACCUGAGCACAAACAUAGUCCACCAGAACUUGUUCAUGUUUUGAGAUGCUGCCUGACCUGCUGAGUUCCUCCAGCAUUUUGUGUGUGUUGCUCUGGAUUUCCAGCAUCUGAAGAAUGUCUUGUACUUCUAUUUUGAUUUAUCUCCAGUGAUUAAGAUAUUGCCGUGAUGCAUAUCCGUCCGCGUUACAUUGUUGAUCGAUCAGCUUAUUCCAUUCCUGAAUUUGAUGAGGAGUACCAGAAGAAAAUCAGGAGUUACCCCCACUCACAAAAAGUACGGAAGUUCUUCAGCUGUUCAACAACUCGUGUCAAGUCUAUUAUCCUUCAACUCUUCCCAAUACUCUCAUGGCUUCCAAAGUACAACUUCAAGAAGGCUUUCAUUUUCGAUGUCAUUGCUGGUAUCAGUGGUGGGACUAUUCAGGUACCUCAAGGCAUGGCCUUCGCUCUGCUUGCCAGUCUUCCACCAGUGAACGGACUGUACUCCUCGUUCUUCCCUCUUAUCAUUUACUUCUUCCUUGGAAGCAUACACCACAUGGUUCCAGGUACAUUUGCUGUGUUGAGCAUCAUUGUCGGGAAUGUGGUUCAAACUCUGGCUCCAAUUGAAAAAUUUCAACACUUCAAUGAAACUCUGAAUGAGACGGUGACAGACAUCACUGCCAUGAACGCUGAGCGCAUGCACAUAUCAGGAACCCUGACAUGCUUAACAGCUAUCAUACAGAUUUGUCUAGGCUUCGUUCAAUUUGGCUUUAUUUCAAUUUACCUCUCCGAAUCAUUUAUCAGAGGAUUCAUGACGGCAGCCGGGUUACAGAUCUUCAUCUCAGUGUUGAAGUAUAUCUUUGGUCUGACUAUCCAUGCCUACAGUGGUCCUUUGGCAAUAAUAUAUACGUUCAUAGACAUCUGCAAAAACCUUCCCAAAACCAAUGUGGCUUCGCUGAUUUACGCUCUGAUCAGCAGUGUGGUCUUAUUUGCCGUGAAAGAGAUCAACGUCAGAUUUAAGCACAAGCUUCCAUUUCCCAUCCCAAUGGAAAUCAUCAUUGUUGUAGUUUCCACGGCGAUCUCAGGGGGGCUGCACAUGCCCAAAAAGUACAACAUCGACGUUGUGGGAGUGAUACCUUUAGGGAUGCCUGCCCCACAAGCUCCCAGUGUCAGCCUAUGGAGUGAAAUGAUUGGACCUGCUAUCUCACUUGCUAUUGUCGGCUACGUCAUUAACUUAGCAGUAGGAAGGACAAUUGCCACCAGGCACGGCUAUGAUGUAAACGCAAGCCAGGAAAUGCUCGCAUUGGGCUGUGGCAACUUUUUUGGAGCAUUUUUCAACAUCCAUGUUAUCUGUUGUGCACUGUCAGUUACUUUGGCUGUGGAAGGAGGUGGUGGGAGCUCACAGUUCGCCAGUUUCUUUGUGGUGAUAGUGGUGCUUCUAGUAUUUAUGGUUUUGGGAGUGUACCUGGAACCACUUCCUAAGUCUGUACUGGGAGCACUCAUAGCUGUCAACUUGAAAAACACCUUGAUGCAAAUCACUGACCCCUACUACCUGUGGAAGAAAAACAAACUGGACUGUAGCGUGUGGGUGGUAAGCUUCCUGUCAGCGUUCCUGCUUGGCUUGCCCUACGGGGUAGCGGUCGGCGUGGGAUUCUCGGCACUAGUUGUGGUGUUCCAAACACAAUUUCGGAAUGGCCACCUGGUGGGACAGAUUGCAGCUAGCGACAUUUAUAAAAAUCCCAAGGUCUUUGAAAAGGCUAAAGAAAUCAGUGGAAUAAAAAUUAUAACUUACUGUUCCCCGCUGUAUUUUGCAAAUGUGGAGUUUUUCCGGAAGAAAGUGAUUAAAAAGUCGGGAUUUGACCCAGUAAAAGUUCUAAUAGCCAAGAAAAAGUACCUCAAAGCUGCCAAGAAAGAAGAACAGGAAAUAGAUGCAAGAAGACCAAGUAAUCUCUUCAAUAAGCAAGUAUCCCUACAGGAGCUGGUAAAAGAGGUGGAAGCAGAGGUGUCCAUGGACUGCAAUAAUAACUCUGUAAAUGAAGCCCCCCGAAUCUCCUAUAUCACAGUCAACACCCCGAAUGGGUUGCAUGAGAGGAUGGAGAAGUCUACACUGGAACGGGAGAAUCCUGAAGAUCCCAUUAAACUUGCACAUCCCAUCAUUGACAUCCACACGCUCAUCCUGGAUAUGAGUGGAGUCUGUUUCGUAGAUCUUAUGGGGAUCAAAGUUCUGGGAAAGAUGUGUUCAAACUACAAGAAGAUUGGCGUGAACAUCUAUCUGGCUGGCAUACGAGAUCAAGUGUUUGAAGAUAUUGAGAAUGGCGGUAUGUUCGAAGAGAGUGGACUGGAACGUAACUGCCUCUUCCUCUCGGUCCACGAUGCAGUUCUUUACGCACUGGCCAGCCGGCAGGAUACAACGAAGGAAAAGGUUCCGGGUUCUGCAGCGAUCUAUAUGAACGAGGACACGUCAAGCGACGAAAAUGAUAACAACCAGGAUUUGGAGCAGGUCAUGUUUGGAACCAUGUUCGACAGCAGCAUUGCAGAUCAUACAAUUCUGUGAACAUGUCUGGAAACCCUGAAGAUCAAAUGCAAGUGAUUGGAAUUCGAAGCCAAAAGUGCUUUCGGAUCAAAUAACUUGUUAAAUGUGUAUUGUAAAGUGCUUUGCACUGGCUUCUGAUACACAGGGCGAUACGGAAAAGGGUAGAACGUGCAGGCACCAGUUGUUAGUUAAAGACUCUUUCUUGGUUGUAGUAGCUAUUUCUUAUUUAAUGCACAAGGAAUGGACAAGUCUUCCCCAUGCUUGUGUGAAACCUUCUAAUUUGACACGUGUGAAAAUACGAUGCUAUUGUACUUGGUUGAUAUCCUGUGUGCCUGGUAUCUCUCUUUGCCAUGUAGAGAUGCCAGAGGUCUUAUGUCUUUCUCUUAGUCAGUUCCUCAGGUUCGAGAAUGACUUGCUCCCGCUGAAGGUUCUGAGAUGGCCAGUCAGGCCAAUGCGGAACUCCUCAUGGUCUCUGCCGCAGGUGGGGCAGGAGGUGCUUGAUUGGGAGGGCAAGUGGAUAGUUUGGGAGAUGGUCCACCCCUUCCACCCUCUAUGCAGGGGCUUCGAUGAAGAGACUCCAGGAAUCGUCUCCUGACAUGGAUCCUACUCCAUGUCGAGUGGUCAUUGGGCCGGAGAUCCUCAGGAAUCAGUGGGGUUGAUAGAUUCUUGAUUAAUAAGGGCGUCAAAGGUUUCAGGGAGAAGGCAGGAGAACGGGGUUGAGAGGGAUAAUAAAUCAGCCAUGAUGGAAUAGUGGAGCAGACUCAAUGGCCAAAUGGCCUAAUACUGCUCCUGUGUCUUAUGGUCUUACGGGUUGACGUACAGGAAGAUUGGGCUCCCACUUUAAAUGCCAAUACUUUAGGAAGGGUGUGUUCAAAAUACAUGGGGAAUACUUCAGCUGAAGGUCACUUGUGACAUGAACUCUUACAAUAGAGUUGAAGGUGUUCAUUAAAGCACUGCACAUGGGCAGUGUCCAGAGGAAAGAUUGCAAUGAAGAAGUGUAAAGACAACAGGUCCUUAUGCUUACCACCCAAUGGAGAGCAUUAAUGAUGGCAGUCCCAGACGUUGUAUGUCAUUUCCUUGCCCAGACAGGUCAGAUGGAAUGCUCUCUCACUGCAAUCGAGCAACUCUAGACAUUUGGAAAUUGCGAUGAAUACAGCACAAGAGAGAACCCAUCCUCCAAGCUACUUAGAAGAGCAUUAAAAGAUGGUGAAGUUGAAAUGAUUUAAUUUAUUCCAUGCCCCUCUUUCCCUGCCCCCUCCCUUCCCACCCCAGUAGUAACUUGGGGCAAUGCACAUCCAGUGGAAUACAGGGUUGGUGAAGUAAACUGCAACAUGUGCCUUCCUUAAACCUUAUGUGGCUGUUAUACAGAAGGUCCCCAAUUAAGCACCAUAGUUGCUGUCCCCUAGUCACUGUCUAACCUUAGAGCAAAACCCACUCCUGUGUCAUUCUCUCAUUUUUAGUCAUAUGUCCAGUUAAUUCAUGGCUACAUCAUCUCAAAGUAAGCUAAACUGACAAAACAGGAAAUGGGUAGGACUUUUCAUACUGAUAAUUAUGAAGUAUAUCAUUAUUGAAGUAAUAAGUAAUGUUUUGCUGCACUCCAAUGUGAAAUACAUGCAACUGUUAUUUAACUGAUAAAUACUAUUAUAUGCUGAUGAAAUAUUAAUAAAUAUAAUAUAUUACCAGGA
Molecule: messenger RNA, 4261 nt
Organism: Hypanus sabinus (Atlantic stingray)
Lineage: Eukaryota; Metazoa; Chordata; Chondrichthyes; Myliobatiformes; Dasyatidae
Product: solute carrier family 26 member 9-like
Exons: 21
Coding region: 237-2597 (786 amino acids)
Biological process (GO): transmembrane transport
Cellular component (GO): membrane
Molecular function (GO): chloride transmembrane transporter activity; bicarbonate transmembrane transporter activity; sulfate transmembrane transporter activity
Source: RefSeq, a predicted model, not a curated record